AUGAUAUCCCUCGCCAUCUUCGACUUCGAUGGCACUCUCUUCGACACACAUGAAUCCAUCUCUCAGACAAUAAAAUUGACCUUCGACUCCCUCCUCCCCACACAUACCCCUCCUCAAUCUGAAAUCCACCGCCUCAUCUCCAGCGGCGCCGGUCUAGCAGAUACAUUUCAAGCUCUGCACCCAAACCCUUCUGAAUUCACGUCUAUCAUUGAGGAUCAAUGGAUUGAGAAAUACCGUGCGCUUUAUGCAAUCCAUGGCCAACUCCUCAUCAAGGCCUUCCCGGGUGCGAGAGAGCUCUUGGCCGAGCUGAAUGCCCACAAGGUCCCUAUCGCCAUUGUGAGUAACAAAGGUGUGGCGGCUGUGAAAACUGCCCUCGAGCGCAAUGGCCUGGAAGGCUUUGUACCCGAAGAUUUGAUCAUUGGGGAUAAGACGCCUGGGGCAAAGCGCAAGCCGGACCCUGCCAGUUUUGUGGAUGUCCUCGUCCCCGUUCUGCGUGAGCGAUAUGGAUUACCGGACAUUGAAUCGAAGAGUGUUCUGGUAAUUGGUGAUACAGUGGCGGAUCUUGAGUUCGCAAAGAACAUUGGAAGCAAAGGCUGCUGGUGUCGGUAUGGGUAUGGAGAUCGAGAGGCUUGUCGGAAAGCGGGCCCAGAUUUCAUUGUUGAUGGCCUUGGGGAAGUUGUGGGGAUUGUGAAGAACUAA
Messenger RNA from Penicillium cataractarum, 699 nucleotides. RefSeq names its product HAD family hydrolase. Lineage: Eukaryota; Fungi; Ascomycota; Eurotiomycetes; Eurotiales; Aspergillaceae. The transcript has a single exon. The record is from RefSeq and is a predicted model, not a curated record. The coding region runs from base 1 to 699 and encodes 232 amino acids. Gene Ontology annotation, molecular function: phosphoglycolate phosphatase activity. Gene Ontology annotation, biological process: dephosphorylation; DNA repair.